This is a messenger RNA of Wasmannia auropunctata (little fire ant), 591 nucleotides long. It is a transcript of the gene RpL36, whose product is annotated as 60S ribosomal protein L36. The coding region runs from base 16 to 525 and encodes 169 amino acids. The record is from RefSeq and is a predicted model, not a curated record. Gene Ontology annotation, molecular function: structural constituent of ribosome. Gene Ontology annotation, cellular component: ribosome; cytosolic large ribosomal subunit. The transcript has 4 exons. Gene Ontology annotation, biological process: cytoplasmic translation. NCBI's taxonomy places the organism in Eukaryota, Metazoa, Arthropoda, Insecta, Hymenoptera, Formicidae.
ACACAGAAAUUAUUCAUGCAUUUCGUUACCCUGCCUUGGCAGUUUGCAAGUCAAUCUCAGUCAAUCUGCUCCGAUCUGCAGCGGGCAGCCACGUGCCGCGCGUGCGCGUGUGGAAGCCUCGAGCUUGGCACGACUGACUCUCGCUCUCUUUCAACGUGUGGACGUUCGUCGCUAAGGAUGGCUCCGAGAUACGAGUUGGCCGUCGGCCUCGACAGGGGUCACAAGACGACGAAGAUCCGCGUGGCUAAGAGCAAGUCCGAGAAGGAGAAGACCGUCUGCCUGCGACCGUCCAGGCUGAAGGGGAAGCAAACCAAGCACAGCAAGUUCGUGAGGGACCUGAUCCGGGAAGUCACCGGGCAUGCCCCUUACGAGAAGCGCGCGAUGGAGUUGCUGAAGGUGUCGAAGGACAAGCGCGCCUUGAAAUUCUUGAAGAGAAGGUUGGGUACACACAUCCGUGCCAAGAGGAAGCGAGAGGAGCUUGGAAAUAUCCUGGUACAGAUGAGGAAAGCAGCUGCUCAUCAUUAAUUGUAUCCGCUAAAAUUAUAAACCGUUAUAUAAUACUUGAAUAAAUCAAUAUUUCACAUCGAUAAA